AGGCGCGGGGCCUGAGCGGCGACGCGCGGGUGCCGGGGCACCCCGGGAGACCUUGGAACACCUUGGCGCGCCGCAGGACGCGACGGCUGCAGUACAUCCGCCGCGCCGCUAGGGGCCAGCGCUGUCGGACCGAGGAGUCCGAGGUGGCGACUGAGUGAGAUACCCAGCUGUGCGGAGCUAGGACGCGGAACAUCCCGGAGGCCGGCAUCAACAUGAGGAGAACCACUGUGGUCUGAAGAGAUGCCACUGCCUGGAGACUGGGGUCUUAACCUCCAGCCUGGCACUGAGCCACCUGCAACGUAGCAGCAGGUGACCUUGGCUCCCAGCCUGACUCAGCUGAACCUGGAUCCUGUGCAUAGGCAAGAGCUGACUCUGAGCCCUCGCCCAGCCAAGCUGACCCCUACACUAGACCCUACACACCGGAUGGAGCUGAUCCUGAGUACCAGCCCAGCUAAGCUGACUCUGGAUCCUGAGUGCCAGCCAAAGCUGCCCCUGGAUUCCACAUGCCAACCAGAGAUGACCUUCAAUCCUGGCCCAACUGAGCUUACCGUGGAUCCUGAACACCAGCCAGAGGAGACCCCAGCUCCUAGCCUGGCUGAGUUGACCCUGGAGCCUGUGCACCGCCGACCUGAGCUCCUGGACGCUUGUGCUGACCUCAUCAAUGAUCAGUGGCCCCGCAGCCGCGCCUCCCGCCUUCACUCCCUGGGCCAGUCCUCAGAUGCAUUCCCCCUCUGCCUGAUGCUGCUGAGCCCCCACCCCACAUCUGAAGCAGCACCCAUUGUGGUGGGCCAUGCCCGCCUGUCACGGGUGCUGAACCAGCCCCAGAGCCUCUUAGUGGAGACAGUGGUGGUGGCCCGGGCCCUGAGGGGCCGUGGUUUUGGCCGCUGCCUCAUGGAGGGCCUGGAGGUCUUUGCUCGGGCCCGGGGCUUCCGCAAGCUGCACCUUACCACCCAUGACCAGGUGCACUUCUAUACCCACCUGGGCUACCAGCUGGGCAAGCCUGUGCAGGGCCUGGUCUUCACCAGUAGACGGCUGCCUGCCACCUUGCUUAAUGCCUUCCCCACAGCCCCCUCUCCCCGGCCACCCUGGAAGGCCCCAAACCUGACUGCCCAAGCUGCCCCAAGGGGUCCCAAAGGACCUCCAUUGCCACCACCCCCUCCCCUACCUGAGUGCCUGACCACCUCACCCCCAGUUCCAUCAGGGCCCCCUUCAAAAAGCCUGCUGGAGACACAAUAUCAAAAUGUGAGGGGGCGCCCCAUAUUCUGGAUGGAAAAAGACAUCUGAGGCCAUCCAGGGCAAGGAACUGUCUUUCUGGGUCAAAAGACUGCCCUGGACAGUCUAUAAGCCUCAGCCCACUGACCAUACCUCAGCCCCUAGCCCCUGGGGGGCAGCUUUAGCCUGGGCAUGUUUCCUGGGUAUCAGUGGGGCCAGGAGGUAGCUCUGGCUCAGAGCCAUCAGUGUGGCUGAAUAAAGGCUCUGUUGGGU
This is a messenger RNA of Rhinopithecus roxellana (golden snub-nosed monkey), 1485 nucleotides long. It is a transcript of the gene NAA80, whose product is annotated as N(alpha)-acetyltransferase 80, NatH catalytic subunit. Gene Ontology annotation, cellular component: cytoplasm. The coding region runs from base 424 to 1284 and encodes 286 amino acids. NCBI's taxonomy places the organism in Eukaryota, Metazoa, Chordata, Mammalia, Primates, Cercopithecidae. The transcript has 2 exons. Gene Ontology annotation, biological process: protein acetylation. The record is from RefSeq and is a predicted model, not a curated record. Gene Ontology annotation, molecular function: acetyl-CoA binding; N-acetyltransferase activity.